Messenger RNA from Lecanosticta acicola, 1257 nucleotides. NCBI's taxonomy places the organism in Eukaryota, Fungi, Ascomycota, Dothideomycetes, Mycosphaerellales, Mycosphaerellaceae. The record is from the annotation of a GenBank genome assembly.
AUGACUUCCGGUCUCGUCGUCUCCCAGCGCAAGCGCGCCUUAUCACAGCGCUUGCACCUCCCGAACAUCUCGACUGUCUUCCCAGACAUCUCUUCAAUGAUUGACGGGUUGGCAAACAGUCUCUCGGCGACCACCAUCCCGCUCUCGGAUCCCGAUGCCGGCGAGGUCAGCUGCUGGCUUCUGGACACCCGGUCACUAUGGCCUGGUCAGAACAUAUGGAGUGCCUCCGGUGCUGCCGAGGCCAUGAGCCUCAUCUCCUUGGCAGAGCAGAAGACCAUCUCGACCAAGAUGUUCAUACAAGACGCGAAGAUGAGCUUGGGCAGUGCUUUGCUGAAGCGGCUGUUCAUUUCCAAAACUUUGGACAUCCCAUGGAAAGACGUAGGGCUGGCAAGGAAAGGAGACCAGAAACAUGGGAAGCCAUGUGCUGUCGAUGUGGUUGGCCGGCCGAUCGAGGGCAUUGACUUCAACGUCUCCCACCAGGCAGGGCUCGUUGCACUCAUUGGAUGGAAUGGCAAGAAGCGGCAUAAGUACAACCCGAAUGGCAGCAUCGAAGGCUACAUCAGCCCUAGUGCCAACUACGAGCCCGAUGUCAUGGUCGGCGUCGAUAUCGUAUGCGUGAAUGAACGCGACGACUACCGAACGAUCGACGCUGAAGGUCUAGAUGGUUGGGUCGACAUCUAUGAUUUCGUGUUCAGCGAUGAGGAACGAUGGAGCAUGAAGUACGACGUGGACUACAUCACACUACUGGACGGAACAAUUCUGAGCCGCGACGAACUUGGAAGACACGACCGGUGUAUUACGCGCAACAAGCCAAUUGCCCUGACAACUCCCUCUGGCAAGGAGGUCAUGUUCAACUCUGAUGUCCUGGUCGAUGCCAAGCUUCGCAGGUUCUACACAUACUUCUGCUACAAGGAGGCAUACAUCAAGCUGGCCGGUGAAGCUCUGCUAGCACCCUGGCUCAAGCAACUCGAAUUCUUCAACGUAAGAAGUCCGAAGCCUGGCACUGCCGCGCGCUGCAGCACACACGGUCAGUGGGGCGAAGAAGUGGACGACGUGGAAGUGCACAUGAACGGCACAGAGGUAGAUGACGUUCGGAUGAAGAUCCAGUCUUACGAGGAGGACUUUAUGAUUUCGACAGCGAUCCAAGGCGAGAUUAAGAACCUGAAGGUGCCUGCGUUCCAGAAGCUGGACCUUCGAAGCGACGUUCUGGCAUAUGCUCACAAGCAUCUGACCACCUCACCGUCGGAUUACAGGUGA